This is a messenger RNA of Morchella importuna, 1941 nucleotides long. RefSeq lists its product as uncharacterized. The coding region runs from base 1 to 1941 and encodes 646 amino acids. The record is from RefSeq and is a predicted model, not a curated record. Lineage: Eukaryota; Fungi; Ascomycota; Pezizomycetes; Pezizales; Morchellaceae. Gene Ontology annotation, molecular function: copper ion binding; oxidoreductase activity. The transcript has 3 exons.
AUGCUGUCCACCACCCCCACCGCCGCCGACAUCGAGCCCCUCCUCGAAUCCAACAGCACCACUAGUACUACCACCCCGCGCCGCCUAACCGCCCGCAAAACGCUCUACACCCUCGGCGCACUCAGCCUGCUGCCGCUGCUGCUCUUCCUCUACUCGAGCUUCUCGCCGCUGGUCCCCGCGUUCCGCGAGGCGAUACUACCAACGCCAACGCCAACGCCAACGCUGCUGGGUAUUGAUGCAGACGAGGUUCCGCCAGCUGCACCGACGGCACCGACGGUGGGCGCGAUGGGGAGAGACCCCGACGACUAUGUGCUCGACCCGGAGUGGGACGUGAAUGCGCCGCCGACGACGAGGUACUAUAACUUGACGCUGACGGAGGCGGUUGGGAGUCCGGAUGGCGUCCUCCGCACCCUCCUCCUCCUCAACUCCCAAUUCCCCGGCCCCCUCAUCCGCGCAAACACCAACGACACACUCCACAUCACGCUGCACAACCACUCCCCCAACAGCACCUCGCUACACUGGCACGGCCAGCACCAGCGCGGCACUCCCUGGAUGGACGGCACGGUGGGGAUCACCUCCUGCCCCAUCCCGCCCGGAUCCUCGUUCACCUACGUCUUCACCGUCACCCAGACAUCAGGCACAUACUGGUACCACGCACACUUCUCCACCACGCGCAUCGACGGCGUGUUUGGCCCGCUCAUCAUCCACGCCCCCGACGAGCAGAGGGUCAGCAGCGACCGUGUCCUCAUGGUGCAGGACUAUUAUCAUGAUGUGUCGGCGGCAAUGCUGAAGGGGUAUUUGGCGCCCGAUAAUGAGAAUGCGGAGCCCGUGCCCGAUGGCGCGCUGAUUAAUGGGAGGGGCCGGGUGGACUGUGCGAGCGUGGCGCAGGGGAGGGUGUGUAAUGAGAGCUGGGGCGGCGGGAUGCAGUAUGUGGGCGUGGAGAUGGGAGGUGUGCAUAGGGUUAGGUUUGUGAAUGUGGGCGCGUUGGCGGAGUUUGAUAUCGAGAUUGAUGAUCACGAAAUGACGCUAAUCGAAGCCGACGGCACCCCCCUAACCCCCACGCCCCUCCACCGCCUCCGCAUCAACAUCGCCCAACGCUACACCGUCCUCCUGCGCGCCACCUCCCCCUCCACCUCCUCCCAACCAACCUUCUGGCUCCGCGCCCGCAUGCUCCCCCACUGCUUCGCCACAAUCCCACCAACCCUCGACCCCGAAGUCCGCGCGAUCCUCCACUACACACCCUCGCCGCCGCCCCUUGCGCCGCACAACCCCCACCUCCUACCAACCACAACCCCGCGCUCCGCGUCGCAGGAUUUGGAGUGUAAAGACCUCAACACAACCCUCCUCACCCCCUCGCCCGCCAUCCACCCGCCGCCCGCGGCGGAAACACUGAUCCGCCUCAGGAGCAACUUCGAGAUCGGCGCGUAUGCGCUGGCCCGCGGGUAUUUCAACGCCUCGUCGUGGCGGCCGGCGCAGACGCCGACACUCGUGUCCAUCGUCGACGGGCUGCGCAGUCACAACGCCUCGUUCGCGGCGAACGAAACGACCGACACGGGCGCGAUGGGUGCGUUCGACGUGGGGCGUCAACUCGUUGUUCGUGUGGCAGCGGGAACAGUGGUGGAUGUCCUAAUCGACAACUUUGACGACGGGAACCAUCCGUUCCAUCUGCACGGGCACCGGUUCUGGGUGCUGGGCCAGGGGAAGGGGUAUUACGACAUGGGCGGGUAUGGCAGUGGGGAGGGGCUGGAGGUGAGGAACCCGUUGGUGAGGGAUACGGUGACGGUGGAGGCGUAUGGGUGGGUGCUUGUGAGGGUGCGGAUGGAUAAUGUGGGUGUGUGGGCGAUGCAUUGCCAUAUUGUGUGGCAUGCGGAGGCGGGGAUGGUUAUGCAGUUUUAUGUGGCGGGCGGGGAGGUGGAGGGGUGGAGGUGCCUGAGGCGGUGA